Messenger RNA from Capronia coronata CBS 617.96, 1506 nucleotides. RefSeq lists its product as uncharacterized. NCBI's taxonomy places the organism in Eukaryota, Fungi, Ascomycota, Eurotiomycetes, Chaetothyriales, Herpotrichiellaceae. The record is from RefSeq and is a predicted model, not a curated record. The transcript has a single exon. Bases 1 to 1506 code for a protein of 501 amino acids.
AUGGCGCAUCUUGAACCCACCAACUCGGGCUACGCGUCUGCAGCAGGUGCUUCGCGCCGCGACUAUUCCACGCCGCUGCCAUUCGCGUAUUCGAGACAGCCGUCGAGGGCUCAGCCGCCGCCGGUGGUGUCGGACGAAGAUGGUAAGACUCAACGUCACGCUCCGCAAGCUGGUCCUGUACGGCCAUGUGUCGACCCACAGGCCCAGGAGGCAUGGCUACUUUCGAAGCCACCGUCAAAGCAACCGGUGCGUGCCAAAAAGGGAGGCCCGGAAAUUGUGAUUCCUGUCCGUGGACCUUCUCUUCCAGGCCUGUCUGCGAAGAAGGUCAACAGAGACAAAGCCUCCCAAGAUGCAAUGAUGGAACCACCUGCUCUCAACAUCUCCAGACCCAGUCUACGGACCUCGGGGCCUGUCAAGUCGCAACAGUCGGAGUCCGGUUUGGGCAAAGUCUUUCGCGAUGGGGUCAUGCAUCAAAUGAAACGAAAGGGAAGCGUUGCCUAUGAACAUGUGGAUGGUGUGAGCAUGGAUACACAUCCCGCAGCAUCUACCAGCGAAUAUGGGACGGAUGAACCCAUUCCUGAGAUAGAAGCCCGCGAUGUAAAUGAGAUUCAGAGGCCAGCUGAGUAUGAUUAUCCCAUCUACGACGACAGCGAGGAGGAUCACAAGUCGCCAGCACGGUCACCACUGUCUUCGGCUUCUGACAGAGGUGACUCUCCGUCGCGUCAAUGGUCUGGGACUUCGAAUUCCACCUCUGCCACCUCGACUAGCGGUGAGAGUGCAGCUCAGACUGAGCAGCUUUCGCCCCUCCGAGAGCAGCGCAGUUCCCACGAUGACUCGAUGCAGCUAUACGCUGAUGCAGUCAUACAUGCAACUGGGUCCGCAGCCCCAUACGCUCACCUCGAGGGCAAUUCCCCGGUUGCUGCAGGAGCAGGAAGAAAGGUCGAGCUUGACGUUAUCAAAGAGGAGGACGGAGAAUCAAUCUAUAGUGGUCGGGGAGACGCUGCACCCAGUCCUGCGGUGAAGGGGGUCAAGGAUGCAGAAUGCCUCACCACGGGCACCCUCCAGCAUCUAUUGCCUUCAGGCGCGAAAGCUGCAACGGAAGGGAAGACUGCCAACACGGACGGUCGAUCGAUCGAAGGCAAUGGAGAACAGUCACCUCCGCGUGUCCUUGCUGCUCCCGGAAUCGGCAACGAUCCACACAUCUAUGAACUUGAGGCGACCAGCCUUACUCGGGAGAGCAGCGAUCCGAGCAGUCCGUCAAGGAACGGGACUCUCGAUGAAAGCGUCGCUGACAGUGCAAGCUCGGAAAGCUCUCGAGGGACGGGUCUGGCUGGUGCAGUCCAUCAUAAGAUCUCCACCGCGGCACAUGCCCUUGAAGAAAAGGUCAAGAAGUCGGUUAGCUUCAGCCCGGUCGAGGAUGUGAGGUUUCUGACGCCCUUGCCUAGCCGGCUGGGUGAAGGCACCAGACACGACGUUAAUCAAGCCCAACGGCACAGACUCCGAUGA